ACACUUAAAUUAGCCUCAGCAGUAGAAGUAAGUGCUGCAUUCUUUUCUUGUUCAUCAGUCAGUCUUGGAGUUUAGCAAGAAGCUAAGCUGAGCUGCAAGAAGAAGAAGUUUGUGUGCCAACAAUGGCGGACGAGGAGGUUGUUGUUUUGGGGUUCUGGACAAGCACGUAUGGGACGAGGGCAACGAUAGCUCUGGACGAGAAGGGUGUCAAGUAUGAGUACAGAGAGGAGGACUUGAGUAACAAGAGCUCACUGCUUCUGCAGAUGAACCCGGUUCACAAGAAGAUUCCGGUUCUCAUCCACAACGGUAAACCGGUCUGUGAGUCACUCAUAAUUGUGCAGUAUGUUGAUGAGGUUUGGAGGGAUAAAGCUCCUCUGCUUCCCUCUGAUCCUUACCAGAGAGCUCGUGCCAGAUUCUGGGCUGAUUUCAUUGAUAAGAAGGUAUUUGAUGCUGGGAAGAAACUAUGGAGCACAAAAGGAGAAGAACAUGAAGCAGCCAAGAAGGAAUUCAUCGAAAUCCUUACGCAGUUGGAAGGAGAGCUUGGAGACAAGCCUUAUUUUGGGGGUGAGAGGUUUGGGUUCCUAGACGUUGCUCUCAUCACAUUCUACAGCUGGUUUUAUGCAUUUGAGACCUUUGGAAACUUCAGCACAGAGGCAGAGUGCCCCAAGCUGAUUGAAUGGGCCAAAAGAUGCACGCACCGGGAGAGCGUAUCGAAAUCUCUGGCCGACCCUAAGAAGGUGUAUGAGUUUCUUCUUGGUCGGAUAGCAGGAUAGAAUAGGCUGCUAGCCAGCAUAUUAUCACCAUAGCAGGUCCUGCAAUCAAAUGUUAGGCUGUGUUUCUUCUGUUUUUUCUUUUUCCUUUCAGCUUUGUUUUUCCAGUGAGAGAUCCUUUGGUUUUGUGUGUCUAAAUUAUGUUUUUUUA
Prunus avium (sweet cherry) is the source of this 921-nucleotide messenger RNA. RefSeq names its product putative glutathione S-transferase. The record is from RefSeq and is a predicted model, not a curated record. NCBI's taxonomy places the organism in Eukaryota, Viridiplantae, Streptophyta, Magnoliopsida, Rosales, Rosaceae. Gene Ontology annotation, biological process: glutathione metabolic process. Gene Ontology annotation, cellular component: cytoplasm. Gene Ontology annotation, molecular function: glutathione transferase activity.